Molecule: messenger RNA, 1467 nt
Organism: Tricharina praecox
Lineage: Eukaryota; Fungi; Ascomycota; Pezizomycetes; Pezizales; Pyronemataceae
Product: Metallo-dependent phosphatase-like protein
Exons: 3
Coding region: 382-1344 (320 amino acids)
Biological process (GO): G1/S transition of mitotic cell cycle; peptidyl-serine dephosphorylation
Cellular component (GO): cytoplasm
Molecular function (GO): protein serine/threonine phosphatase activity
Source: RefSeq, a predicted model, not a curated record
CAUCAUCCCCCGCGCUUGGGCUGAACGUUCUAUCGAGUCCAACCUAUUCUACAACAAUAGCAACGACAACGACACUACGACCCAACUAUCGCAACCGAGCAUCGCCACCAGAAGCAAUCAUCACCACAGUCCGCUCCAGUCGAUCCUCUCUGCCACCACUUCUCAACUCACACGAAACACCCCCACCUGUCUCCCGCGAGACUCACCCCCCCAAAAUCAGCAAUCAUAUCCCUCAAACAGCUCCUCCCAUCUUUCCUUCCUCGUUCCUCUACCUCGGAGUCCUCAUCCUACUCCUCCGCCUACGCCUCGAAAUCCGAUAUCUCAUCAUCGCUCUCAUCACUCAAUAACUUCACCGUUGCCGCGCGCGCUGCCCCGAAGAAGAUGAGCAUUGGCGACAUGGGAGGGCCUGCACCCUCAAAUUGUGGUGGACCCGACGAAUGGCUGGAGAUGGCAAAGAAAUGCAAAUACCUAAGCGAAGGCGACAUGAAGCGGUUAUGCGAGCUGGUGAAGGAGUGUCUGAUGGAGGAAUCCAACAUCCAGCCAGUUUCGACGCCCGUCACCGUUUGCGGCGAUAUCCACGGCCAGUUCUACGACCUACUAGAGCUCUUCCGCGUCGGUGGCGGCAUGCCCGAUAAGAUAAACUACGUUUUCCUCGGCGACUUUGUGGACCGCGGGUACUUCUCCCUCGAGACGUUUACGCUGCUCAUGUGCCUCAAGGCGAAGUAUCCCGAACGCAUCACGCUCGUGCGCGGCAACCACGAGAGUAGGCAAAUCACACAGGUGUAUGGGUUCUACGAGGAGUGCCAGAACAAAUACGGCAACGCGAGCGUCUGGAAGAGCUGCUGUCAAGUGUUCGACUUCCUUGCACUAGCCGCCAUCAUCGAUGGAAGCGUGCUAUGUGUUCAUGGAGGCCUGAGCCCCGAGAUAAGAACUUUGGAUCAGAUUCGAGUUGUCGCGCGUGCACAAGAGAUCCCGCACGAGGGUGCGUUCUGUGAUCUUGUGUGGAGCGAUCCAGAGGAUGUCGAGACAUGGAAUGUGUCACCGAGAGGAGCAGGCUGGUUGUUCGGUGACAAGGUCGCCACAGAGUUUAACCAUGUCAACGGCCUGUCUCUGAUAGCAAGGGCGCAUCAACUUGUCAACGAGGGCUACAAGUAUCAUUUCAAAAACAAGGACGUCGUGACCGUGUGGUCGGCACCAAACUAUUGCUACCGCUGCGGAAACGUUGCUAGCAUCAUGCAACUGGAAGAGGACCUGACGCCACGGUUCACGAUCUUCCAGGCCGUACCAGAUGAUCAGCGGAUGGUGCCACAGGGACGGACUGGAAGGAGCGAGUAUUUCUUGUAGUUGAUCUUUCUUUGCGUUUUUUGGUGUGCGGUAUAUCUUUUUCUCAUGAGAUUUCUGGCGGUGGGUGGGGGCGGGCUACUUUGUUUUUCGUGCUCAAAUGUCUUUUUUUUGCUUUUGCUUUUG